UCGGCUAGUGUGGUAGUUGGUUGGUAUUUGUUCUGCAAUAAUUUGUGGCAUUCUCAGAAAUAUAGAGCUUCAUCAUACUUAUUCUCCACAUUCAUCUUACAUACGUCAUCAUUCAGAGAAUGUGAACGCUUCCAUAACCCAACAAGAUCGUGAAUGUGAAUCAGAUUUGAAUGAAAAGCAGUCGAAUCACUCUUUACAUUAGAAUAUUAAUUCGGUGUGUGGUGUCUUUUUCAUUUGUGGUUUGCAUUUUCGGAUCCUAUUUAAAUAGGAGGGAGGCAGGGAGCGGGUAGAAUAGACACCGUGCGUGCAUCGAAACCACGCUCAAUUGAAGGAGAAACAAACCCCAGGGUGAGAGAGUCGUCGUGGUGUAGGAGAGGAGCGGGGGAGCAGCAGCAGCAGCAGAGAUGAAUGUUGACGAGGUGGCUCGGGAGGAGGAGGGUGGCCCAGGCAGCAUGCAGAAUGUCUUGGGCACCGACCAGUGUGCACCUGACGACGAAGAAAUGGUGGACGCUGAGCGAGAUUUGGCUGAAGAUGCACAGUGGAAGAAGAUUCAACAAAACACCUUCACCCGGUGGGCGAACGAACAUCUUAAAACUGUGUUCAAAAAUGUGGGCAAUUUGGAAACCGACCUUUCCGAUGGACUCCGGUUGAUCGGUCUCAUCGAAGUGCUCUCCGGCAAACAACUCCCCAAACACAACAAGAGACCCAACUUCCGUUCACAAAAGUUGGAAAAUGUGUCGGUGGCUCUGGAGUUUCUGGAGAAAGCUGAAGGGAUCCGGAUCGUAAACAUUGAUUCAUCGGAUAUUGUCGAUUGUAAACUAAAGCUGAUUUUGGGUCUGAUAUGGACACUUAUUUUGCACUACUCGAUCUCCAUGCCCGUCUGGGAAGGGGAGGAGGACUACCCACAACAGCAAGGGGACAAAGGACCCACGCCAAAACAAAGACUUCUUCACUGGGUUCAAAGCAAAAUUCCCGACCUUCCAAUCAACAAUUUCACCUCGGAUUGGAACGAUGGACGAGCAGUGGGAGCUUUAGUGGAUGCCGUUGCCCCAGGUUUAUGUCCGGAUUGGCCCGAUUGGAAUCCUAAGGAUGCUUUGCAAAAUGCAUCGGAAGCGAUGGGUUUGGCGGACGACUGGCUCAAUGUUCGUCAGCUCAUUAGACCAGAGGAGUUGAUAAAUCCAAAUAUUGAUGAACAGUCCAUGAUGACUUACUUGUCUCAAUACCCAAGUGCCAAAUUGACGAUUGGUGCCCCAAUCAGACAACGUACCAACCCCAACAGUGAUGCACCACCAAGAGUAAGAGCUUACGGGCCUGGGAUAGAGCCGACGGGUCAAUUGGUUGGAGGAGCAGCCAAUUUCACCGUGGAGACUUUCUCUGCAGGAAAAGGUGACGUGACUGUGAUUGUGGACGGCCCAAGGGGAGAAAAAUUACCGGUGGACAUCAAAUUUAACAACGACAGGAAUCUCACAUACAGCAUAUCAUACACCCCGAAAUCCGAGGGACCACACACUGUCUCCAUAUCUUUUGCUGGUAAACCAAUUCCGAAAUCGCCGUUUAGUGUUCUAGUGGAAGGGCAUGCUGGAGAUGCUUCCAAAGUGACUGCAAGCGGUCCGGGACUGGAGCCUGAAGGAGUGGUGGUUGGGAGGCCGACGUACUUUGACGUAUUUACAAAAGACGCUGGGAAAGGUGUUCCUGAAGUUGUAAUUCUCGAUCCAAGUGGUGCAAAGAACACGGUGCCUGUGAAGCUGCGUCAACUUAGUCAGGACGUAUGGCGUUGUGAAUACGCAAGUUCAGUAGUCGGCGUGCAUUCCGUUAACGUCUUUUUUGCCGGCCAGUCAAUUCCUAAAAACCCAUUCGGCGUAUCUGUCGCUCCUGUUUGUGAUGCCAAAAAAGUGAGAGCUUCAGGCAGAGGACUGCAACCAAAAGGUGUUCGAGUGAAGGAUGACGCAGAUUUUAAAAUUUACACGGAGGGUGCUGGAGAAGGGACUGUAGACGUGAGAAUCAUCGGACCAGGAGGACUAAAUGAACCUAUAACGAUACGGAAAACGUCUGGGUCCGUCUACGAAGCCGUGUACCAUCCGAAAAAGGAGGGUCGCUACGUGAUAAUGAUAACUUAUGGUGGCCAGGAAGUUACAAGAUCACCGUUCGAGGUGAAUGUUGGCCCUUAUAAAGAAUCAGCGAUUAAAGCCUAUGGACCUGGUCUGUCUGGCGGAGUGGUCGGAUACCCUGCGUUGUUCACGGUAGAAACUAAUGGAGAAACAGGUGCCUUAGGUUUUAGUAUAGAAGGGCCCUCUCAAGCCAAAAUCGAUUGUCACGAUAACGGUGAUGGGUCAGCGGAUGUGCGCUAUCUGCCCACGGUUCCUGGGGAGUAUGCAGUGCAUAUUUUGUGUGACGAUGAAGACAUUCCCAAAUCCCCUUAUAUUGCUCACAUUAUGCCCAAGGGAAACGAUUUCCAACCAGAAUUAGUAAAGUGCCAUGGUCCUGGCCUCGAGCCAACUGGAUGUUCAACCAACAAGCCUGCAGAGUUCACCGUGGACACUCGGUUAGGAGGUUCUGCCCCACUUGAAGUCACUGUCAUGGACGCCAAGUAUAAUCCCGUGGAGGUAAAAGUUAGAGAAACCAGCGAAGGAGUUUACUCUUGUAGUUAUGUGCCAAAGCGAGGUGCCAAGCAUACUGUGCAAGUGAAUUAUGGAGGUGUUCCAGUGCAAGAUAGUCCCUACAGGGUUUUCGUUUCUCAACCAACCAACCCAUCCAAAGUCCAGGUAUUUGGUCCAGGAGUGGAAAAAGGAGUCAGCUCCACGAAAUCUACACAUUUCAACGUCGAUGCAAGAGAAGCAGGUCCUGGCGAUUUACAAGUGACGAUUGCCGACGAACUGGGUCACCAAGUACCUUACGAGCUAAGCGACAAUGGCGACGGCUCAUACUCAGUAGAUUAUGCCCCACCAACCCCUGGAAAUUAUAAAGUAAGUGUCAAGUAUGCUGGCCAAGAAGUACCUUCAAGUCCCUUCCGUGUUCCGGUUCAACCUCACGUUGACGUUUCCAAAGUAAAAGUGGAUGGGUUGGAACCAAUCGCUCCAAUCAACAGUCUUCAGCAGUUUAAAGUGAUCACGAAGGGGGCUGGAAAAGCGGAUAUUUCCGUGUCAAUCACGACCCCUUCGGGGACCAAAGUUCAAGCUCACGUCAUUCCCAGUGCAGACGGCUUUCUUGUCAACUUCACUCCAACUCACUUGGGGGAAUAUCUUCUCAGCAUUUCCUUUGGCGGUGAGCCCGUUCGUGGGACACCGCACCGCCUCAUGUGCACCCAUGAAAGUGACGCUGGAAGAGUUAUUGCUCACGGUAUUGGGCUCAAGAGUGGCAUGGUGAACCACCCGGCAGAGUUCACCAUUGAUACUCGCGGUGCAGGUCAGGGUGGGCUGGGAGUCACUGUUGAAGGUCCGUGCGAGGCGGCGAUCAAUUGUCGUGAUAAUGGAGACGGGACUUGCUCCGUCGCCUAUCUCCCCACGGAAAUGGGCGACUACUCAAUCAACAUUACCUUCAACGACGAACAUAUUCCGGGCUCUCCGUUCCAAGCUCUCAUCUCUCCAGAGGCUGACCUCAACAAUAUUAGAGUGUCCGGAAAUGGAAUUAUGCCACACGGUGUAUUCGCUGACUCCCCGACUGACUUUGUUGUCGACACGAGAACCUUGUCCAGCACAAACCCUCGUGGGAAAGUAACAUGCUCAAUCACCAACCCAUCAGGAGCCAAGACGGACAAUUACAUCACGCCCAUGUCCGACGGGACUUACCGCAUUUCUUACACCCCUUUCGAAGAGGGAACCCAUCUCAUUGACAUUUUAUAUGACGGAGUUCCCAUUCCCGGAAGUCCUUUCGCUGUGAAUGUGAGAAGAGGUUGUGAUCCUAACAAGGUCAAAGCCUUUGGACCUGGUUUAGAGCGUGGCGUUGUGAAGAAACCCAACAUCUUUACGAUAGAGACAAAAGGAGCCGGAACUGGGGGCCUUGGGCUAGCAAUUGAAGGUCCAUCAGAAGCUAAAAUGACCUGCAAAGAUAAUCGCGAUGGAUCUUGCACUGUUGAGUAUGUCCCAACGGAACCUGGAGAUUACGACAUUAGCAUCAAAUUUGCUGAUAAAGAUAUUCCUGGGUCGCCUUUCAAAGUACCUGUUGACUACACGGUGGAUACCACGAAUGUACGAGCGUAUGGUCCAGGUCUUGAUCCCAAAAAUGUGAGAGAAGGAAUACCACAAACCUUCAAAAUCGACGCUUCCAAAGCUGGUCAUGCACCCUUAUCUGUGGAUAUUGUGGGUUCUAAAGAGAAGCCAGAAAUCAGGGAUAAUGGAGAUGGAACUUAUGACGUGACCUACAAACCACCCAAAGAAGGAACCCCCAUUGUGGCCACUGUAAAAUGGAAUGGAAAAGACAUCCCAAACACACCUGUCCACAUGAAUGUACGACCAAAAGUGGAACCUGGUAAAGUGAAAGUUUUCGGAAAAGGAGUUUCGUCCACUGGGAUCCCUGCUUCAAUUCCUGUCGACUUUACCGUCGAUACAACCGAAGCUGGCUUUGGCGAUUUGGAAGUUCAAGUGCUGGGACCUGAUAACUACCCAAGAAAAGUUAAAAUUACCGACAACAACGGAGAUGGAACAUUCAAAGCCUCGUACACUCCAGACGAUUGUGGAAGGUAUAAAGUGAACGUAAAGUAUGGUGGAAAGGAAAUUCCCCACUCGCCCUUCCCCGUCCAAUCCUAUGCCACUGGUCAUGCGGAUAAAUGUAAAAUAACUGAAGGACUUCAUCAAGCCUUGAAUAUUGGUGAAGAAUAUUGCAUAACUGUCAACGCAAAAAAUGCUGGUUCUGGAGCUGUCACUUGCAGAAUACGAUCAACAUCCGGAAGCGAUGUGGAUAUCGAGGUGGACGACAACCAUGAUGGCACAUUUUCUAUUUAUUAUAUGGUCAAAGACAUUGGAGAAUAUACCCUUAGUAUCAAAUUUGGUGGUCAGCCAGUUCCCGAUGGAUUUUAUACGUUUACAGCAGAUACAGACGGUUUCGUGAAAAAGGAACGAGUGGAACGGUACAACGCCACCCCGCACGCGACCAACCUCACCCAACAAACGACGACAACCACAACCACGCAAAGAAGCACCACCACAACUACCACGACCUAUCGACCCGUUGAACUUCAUAAUAUUCCAUUACCAACCACUGGAGGACACGUCGUAGCCGAAAUCAAAAUGCCGAGUGGAACAGUUGACAAGCCGAUGAUUGAGGACAAUCGAGACGGGACAGUAAGUAUUCGAUACGAUCCUCGAGAAGAAGGAUUGCACGAGCUUCAUGUGAAAUACAACGGGGAACACGUCCAAGGGUCUCCAUUCAAGUUUCACGUGGACACAAUUUCUAGUGGAUUUGUGACCGCGUAUGGAUCUGGGUUGACCCACGGUGUGAGUGGAGAGCCGUGCAAUUUUACUAUUUCGACAAAAGGAGCUGGGGCAGGGGGAUUAUCGCUUGCUGUGGAGGGUCCAAGCAAGGCUGAAAUUAGCUGCCAUGAUAACAAGGAUGGCACAGUUUCCGUUUCCUAUUUGCCUACUGCCCCUGGAGAAUAUAAAAUUUCGGUUAAGUUUGGGGAUAAAAAUAUCAAGGGGAGCCCAUUCACUGCCAAGAUAACUGGUGAAGGUCGAAAGAGAAACCAGAUUUCCGUCGGAUCCUGCAGCGAAGUAACGUUUCCAGGUAAAGUGACAGAUGCUGACUUGCGUGCACUCAACGCAUCCAUCUGUGCCCCCAGUGGGCUGGAAGAACCCUGUUUUCUCAAGCGUUUACCCAGCGGAAAUAUUGGAAUUUCUUUCACUCCGCGUGAAAUUGGAGAACAUCUGGUCUCAGUGAAAAGGAUGGGGACGCACAUUGCCAACUCACCAUUCAAAAUUCAAGUUGGAGAAAGGGAAGUGGGCGACGCCAAAAAAGUCAAAACUUCGGGAACUGCUUUAAAGGAGGGCUCAACUCAUGCAGACAACACGUUCAAUGUGGACACCAGGAAUGCUGGCUAUGGUGGUUUGUCCCUCUCAAUUGAAGGGCCGAGUAAAGCAGAGAUCAAAUGCCAGGAUAAGGAUGACGGGACGCUGGAUAUUUCUUAUACUCCAACAGAACCUGGAUACUAUAUUGUCAAUUUGAAAUUUGCUGAUCAUCAUGUUGAAGGAAGUCCUUUCACCGUGAAAGUCAGCGGCGAAGGCUCAAACCGUCAACGAGAACGAAUUCAAAGACAACGCGAAGCAGUUCCACUAACCGAAGUUGGAUCAGAAUGUCGUUUAACAUUCAAAAUGCCAGGAAUAUUACCACUGGAUCUCUCGGCAACCGUCACAAGUCCGGGUGGUGUAACGGAGGAUGCUGCAAUUAACGAGGUUGAAGACGGUCUUUAUGCCGUUCACUUCGUCCCCAAGGAGCUGGGUGUGCACACGGUAUCUGUCCGUUACAAGGACAUGCAUAUUCCCGGAUCCCCCUUUCAGUUUACGGUUGGAGCCCUUCGAGAUGGUGGAGCACAUCGUGUCCACGCUGGCGGUCCAGGUUUGGAGCGUGGCGAACAAGGGCAGCCCUGCGAGUUCAACAUCUGGACCCGAGAAGCAGGUGCCGGGUCGCUUGCAAUCUCAGUCGAGGGCCCGAGCAAAGCUGAGAUCGACUUCAAGGACCGAAAAGACGGAUCUUGUUAUGUCAGCUAUGUCGUCACCGAGCCUGGUGAAUAUCGCGUUGGGAUCAAAUUUAAUGACCAGCAUAUUCCAGAUUCUCCAUACAAAGUGUACAUUUCUCCAUCAGUGGCAGACGCUCGAAAGGUUGAGGUCUUCCAACUAAUCGGAGGGGCUGUCCAACCUGGAAAACCGGCUCAAUUUAUGGUCCGGAAGAAUGGAGCUACUGGAAAUUUGGAUGCCAAGUUGAUCUCUCCAUCCGGAGUGGAGGAUGACUGUUUCAUCGCCUGGGUGGAGGAUGACGUUUACAGUAUUCGAUACGUCCCUAAAGAAAAUGGAAUCCACAAUAUCCACGUUAAAUUUAACGGGGUUCACAUCACCGGCUCUCCUUUCCGAGUCAAGGUUGGGAAAGAUGACGCUGACCCGGCUGCCGUCAAUGCUCAUGGCAAAGGACUCAUGGAUGUGAAAACUGGACAAAAGACGGAUUUUAUUGUUGACACUUGUAAUGCAGGGGCUGGACAUUUGGCAGUUACCAUCGAUGGUCCAUCCAAGGUGUCAAUGGAUUGCACCGAAGUAGAAGAAGGGUAUAAGGUCCGAUACACCCCAUUGGUACCCGGAGAUUAUUACAUCAGCGUCAAAUAUAAUGGAUACCAUAUCGUUGGGAGUCCAUUCAAAGUAAUUUGCAGCGGAGAUGACCUAGCAGAACGUGGAGCUCAAGAGACGUCAUCAGUGGUGGUUGAAACGGUGCAAAAGGUAUCAAAAUAUCACAGCAAGGGACCCGUAUUGCCACUCUUUAAAUCCGAUGCGUCCAAAGUCACCUGCAAGGGAAUGGGCCUUAAAAAGGCAUUCAUGCAGAAGCAAAAUCAAUUUACAAUUAAUGCUACGGAUGCAGGAAACAACAUAGUUUACGUGGGAGUUUACGGUCCGAAGGGUCCGUGCGAGGAAGUUUUCAUUAAACACUUGGGACACAACAACUAUCAAGUUAACUACACCGUGAGAGAUCGAGGAGAAUACCUUAUCAUAUGCAAAUGGGGAGAUGAGCAUAUUCCAGGUUCUCCAUUCAAAGUCGAUGUUUAGAGAUUUUCGGUUUUGAUACUGCGACAACUAUUACUACCAUCAUUAUUAUUACUACGUCGUCAUCGUCGUCGUCGUCGUACCACCCAUUCAUUUGUUCAUUCAAACCUCUGCCAUAUUUACCACUUAUUGUUUUUUUAUAAAAUGCACUCGUGCAUUAAAAAAUAUUUGAAGUGAACAAUUAGAUCUGCUUCCUCGGGAAAUUACACUACAUAUUUACAAAGCUAUAAGUUACAUAUAGGUACUUAAGUUAUGAAACCUAUUUUAGUCAUGAUGGUAAAACUUAAUGAUUUAAUGUCAUAAAAUAUAGGAAUCCCUAUUUAGAAACUAAUUUAAUUUCCCAGUAAAAGUAUUUUGUUGUUUUUUGUAAUUGUUUUCCUUUCUCCUUGAACUUAUACAUAUUUAUAAGCUAAAAUACUAUAUGGAUCUAACUAUAGUAUUAUUAUAUAAGUUCUGGACCAUACCACGAUACUAUUUUCCACAAACCAAAUAGGUGCUUGUGAACCAUAAUAAGCUUUACCUUAGCGUACCACAACUACAUACUUAUAUUACCUGCAAAAAAAACUUGUAAUUAUUAAAAUUCUACUAAAGACUACAAUUAUUAUUACAUGCAUAAUGCAAUCAGGCAAACCGAUAACUGUUUCCUCACGUGCGUAGUAUACACAUAUUACGUACGAAAUAUAUACAGUCAUGCUCACGAAAUAAUAAUGCCACCCAUACAUAAUAAUAAUCAUCAUUUAAGAGGGUUAGGUCUUAAACUAAAGUUUUUCAUAUUAAAUGCCAAAUUAACAUGUUCAAUGAAUCCAAGAUUGCUAAACGUUGCUUAUUUGUAAGGACCGAGUGAAAUAUAUAUCAAAUUUUUGGCAAUAUAUUGACAUUAAUUAAGUAAACUUUUGUGAACCUUAUACAGUGAUGCGGGGGGCGUAAAAGUAAUGUUAACGUGUAAGAAGAAUAUUGUUAGGAGAGAGGAAGAAUUGUGAAUCAGUCAACACAAGUGCGCUGGUCGAUUAAAAUAUGCACAUGAGUUAUAAUAAUAAUGAAGAUUAAUAUUAAUAAUAAUACUGUUAACAAUAAUAACAAUCAUGGAAAUGUAUGGAUUGCUGACAGAUUGUAUUCUGCAAGAGUGGAAUGUUCUAAAAAAAGAGUAAAAGUAUAUGUAACGUGGAAUGUAGCAGUUUUAGUGAUCGAGUGCUUGUAAGUAAGAAUGUGGGGUUUAUCCAGUGCUAAUUUAUUCACCCAAUACGUAACCCGGUCUGUUCAUUGUUGUUUGUUCAAUCCAAUGAAAUCGAAAUAAAUAAACAAGUGCCUUAAUGUAAACAUAAGGAUUCAGAAAAA
Messenger RNA from Folsomia candida, 9068 nucleotides. It is a transcript of the gene cher, whose product is annotated as filamin-A. Lineage: Eukaryota; Metazoa; Arthropoda; Collembola; Entomobryomorpha; Isotomidae. The record is from RefSeq and is a predicted model, not a curated record. Gene Ontology annotation, biological process: actin cytoskeleton organization. The coding region runs from base 405 to 7736 and encodes 2443 amino acids. Gene Ontology annotation, molecular function: actin filament binding. The transcript has 54 exons.